AUGAACAUUAUAGAAACGCUGUUCGGGCGGACAGUCACCCCCGCAGAGCGCCUUCGCCAGCACCAGCGCGCUCUGGCGAAGGCGCAGCGGGAGCUCGAUCGCGAACGCAGCAAGCUCGAGCAGCAGGAGAAGAAGCUCGUCAUGGAUAUCAAGAAGAGCGCAAAGGCGGGACAAAUGAACGCGUGCAAGGUGAUGGCCAAGGACCUCGUCCGGACGCGGCGCUACGUCCAGAAGUUCUACCAGAUGCGAACGCAGUUGCAGGCUGUCGGACUGCGGAUACAGACAUUGCGGAGUAAUCAACAGAUGGCGGAGGCGAUGCGAGGAGCGACACGGGCAAUGGCAUCCAUGAACCGCGGUCUCAACCUACCGGCAAUCCAACGGAUAAUGAACGAGUUCGAGAAGGAGAGCUCGAUGAUGGACAUGAAGGAGGAGAUGAUGUCGGAUGCGGUAGACGAUGUCAUGGAGGACGACCUCGAGGAUGAGGAGGAAGAGGGCGAUAAGAUCCUCAAGGAGGUCCUGGACGAGAUCGGCGUGUCUUUGUCUCACCAGCUCACGGAUGCACCAACCAGCCUGGCGACGCAGUCAUCAAUUGCCGAGCGACAACCUGUAGCUCUAGGAGACGGAGGAGGAUCAAAUACCGCUGCUGGCGGCGCUAAGACGGGUGGUGACGCAGGCGGAGGUCUCUCAGACGAAGAUGCCCUACAAGCUAGGUUGGACGCCUUACGUAGAGGCUGA
Gloeophyllum trabeum ATCC 11539 is the source of this 735-nucleotide messenger RNA. Its product is annotated as Snf7-domain-containing protein. The transcript has 5 exons. Gene Ontology annotation, cellular component: multivesicular body; ESCRT III complex. NCBI's taxonomy places the organism in Eukaryota, Fungi, Basidiomycota, Agaricomycetes, Gloeophyllales, Gloeophyllaceae. Bases 1 to 735 code for a protein of 244 amino acids. Gene Ontology annotation, biological process: protein transport; endosome transport via multivesicular body sorting pathway; late endosome to vacuole transport. The record is from RefSeq and is a predicted model, not a curated record.